GGAACCAUCAAUAGUUACAAAGGAGUGACGCCAAAAAGAAGACGAAGCAACGCACACUGUAAUUUGGUGCUUCACGAGCGCGAAACGUGGCGUCAGCAAACGAGCGCACACACGUAUGCGUGCGCGCCGCUACACUGUCAGCUCGUCUACUGCAUUGGUUCCUGCCUCCCAGCCGCAGCACCUCCUCGAACGCCGCUGAUUCCGCAGAUGCAAGGCGGCAAAAACAAACAAACUUAGAAGAAGAAAGCAAAGACAAAGUCUUCAAUCUAAGCGCAGGAGAUCCUUUCACCUGUCCAAACCUACGCACAUACAACCUGGGCCCUCUCCUACCUAUAGCUUUGACAACGACAAGCACACACAGAACUGCACCCCUCCACUCUCCAAAUCCACGUGUCGAGUUUAGCGACUUGUUUCGUUUUUUUCCGUGCACGCUGGUUUUGUUUUUCCCCUUCAAGCGCAUUCGUCAGCAGUUGAUUUCUCGGUGUUAUCUUUAUAUAUAUUGACGUAGUCGAAAGGAAGGAAAGCGCUGUGUUUCGGGAAACCGUCCAAUUAUUGCCACUAUUUAUUUGUUUUUCUCCCUCUUUUUUGACAUUUUCUUUCUGUUCUUAUUAUUUAACGACCUGCAGGACAUUUAAAUCACGAUAAAAGGUGGGGAGACGAAAUAGGAGAGGAGGGGAAAGACGGACUCUGAAUGCUUCGCUUAUAGAGAACAGCUUCACGGAUCAGCAUCCUGUGUGCCAUCUCAGCUUUUUUUUCUGCCGAACUGACUUGCUUUUUUUUUUGAGGAAGUGUGAUUUGUUUCUUUAGUACACUUAAUACACUUAGAUGUAUGUUUGACUUAACAACGAGUAUUGAAUACGUCAUUUCUGUUUCUGAAGGUACGUUUUCUACAGCAGUCGUCUCACUCGAAGAAAAGCAGUGAAACCACCGUUCCCAUUGAAGCGCACUGCACACACCUUUUGAUCCCUCUUUUCUUGCUCCCAGCGUCGCCGACCGUGUAUAUAGUUUUCUGGGUUUCCUCUUUUUUUUUUCCCUGAACGGAAUAUGCCCUUGUUUUUGAGCUUGCUCUGUUUUCUGUUUGUUAUUGUUUCUUUUCUUGCUUGCGUCUGUACAAACGUUGAAUUUUUCGCCGCAUCACCGACGACCUCCGCGUUUCUUUUUCCUUAGACCCUUUUACACACUUCCGUUUGUGCUCCCCCUUGUUUUUAUUGCUUGACCUCUUCGCUUUUAAAGCAACAAUAGUUUCAGACUCUUCCUUCGCUUUGCUAUCCUUUUCUUCACCUCCGCUUGUUUCUUUAACUAUAUAUAUAUAUUUGCGUCACCGAGUUCCAACGACGCUGUUGCUGCCUGUUUCUUCCCCAGCUCGGACUCUCCCCCACCUUUGAUACCUUUAUCGUGUACUGCAACCACGUGCAUGUUUAUGUUGGAUGCGGCGGGAUCCCCGUGCACCGUCGUGGACGCUGCAGCUGCUCCGCAGGGGUGUGGGUCGGAGGAAAAUGACAGAGAAGAGCUCCCAUUUCGUACUUCCUUGUUCGCUACUUUCACGCCGUAUACCAGUUCGUCUUCCGCUGCGCGUCCGCGCGGCUCUCGCGUGCAGAUGCCGCAGCUGAGGCCUGCCGUUCCGUUAGCUCAAUCGCCGUUAGUGGAUCGCCGCCAGCCGGACAGGUCGCUUCCGGGGCUUACGUCUCCCACCGUGGUCUCACGUUGCACACCAAGUUCAGCAACCGCCCAAGGUGUGUUUCAUGUGGAGGCCUCUCCCCCACCGGGGCCCGCCUCCACGUUCCCUACCGCCUCUCCUGCAGUGCAGGAACUUAAUUCGUUCGGCCGAUGGCUGUCGGCCGAAAAGUCGCUAAUCUCUUUCUUUGUCGCCCCCAGUGCCGACAGCGUCGGCGGCCAAGAACGGAGAGGCGGGGAUGUCGUAUGCGGGUCUGCUUCUUGUGUCCGAAGCCCCAUCGCCAUCGUGGGCUCGCGGACUCCCGUGUCCUCUCCGCUUCACCAGGUUGCAUCGUCUUCGCUGCCGCCGCUGUCGCCUCUGCGCGGCACAGCUGCGCCCCCCAUGGCCUUCCCCACAACCCCGCUGUUGCACGCACCCACGCCGUCGUCGUGGCGGGCAUGGCGCCUGGCGCUCUCCCUUUUCUGCCUUCUGAACGGCGCUCUGGCGUUCCUCUUUGCGUGGAUGAUGCGCACCGAGCAAAUUUCCUUCGCCGUCGCGGCGGCGCGCCGCCGGUGGGACCUCAACGAGCGCGCCGCCGCGACACGGAGGGCGGGUUUUUACUACGCCCUCCUCGGGCUCAUCCUCCUUGUGGACCGCACGAUGGUGCUGGUGUGCGUUGCCGUUCGUUUUGCCGGCCGCGGCGUGCGGGCUGGCUUUUCGAGUGGCCGACGCCUCACGCGGCUCUGCAGGGGGAGAGUCGCGGCGCUUCCCUUCUGUGCCCCGCUUCUGCGCCGCUGUACCCGCCGGAUCGACGACACGGAGGCGGCGUUGUUGUCGCCGCCGCCGCAGCCGCCCCCGCGCCUUGACGCAGCUGCGGAGGCGAAGGCGAGCUCACUGUGUGGCCUGUCAGCAAGUGCGCUAUGCGACCGGCGAGGCUCCCCCGAGGUAGAAGCGAAGUGGAAGUCGCCUGUACCAUUGAAGAUUCGCCGUCGCGGCAACUGA
Leptomonas pyrrhocoris is the source of this 2656-nucleotide messenger RNA. RefSeq lists its product as hypothetical. Lineage: Eukaryota; Euglenozoa; Kinetoplastea; Trypanosomatida; Trypanosomatidae. Bases 1415 to 2656 code for a protein of 413 amino acids. The transcript has a single exon. The record is from RefSeq and is a predicted model, not a curated record.